UAAACGUGCUUCGAAUAUAUUUAUAUACAUAUAUAGACAUAAGUGAUCUAGUGCCAUGGAUAAUCCGGGCUAUGUGAUAGAUUGUGAUCGCGAGUUCGACACUGCGGCGGGCAAGCGCAAGUCGUUGGACAAGCGCGAGUACAGCUUCGAGGAGGCCAUCACGUUGACGGGCCACGGACUCUUCCAUCUAAAGCUGCUGCUGGUCUGCGGCCUCUGCUUCAUGGCCGUCAUGGUAGAGAUAAUGGGCGUUAGCCUGAUCAUGCCCCUGGUCAAAUGUGAUCUGCAGGCCACGCUGGACCAGCAGGGCAUACUCGCCUCGGCCGGUUUUCUGGGCGUCGUGCUCAGCUCCCAUGCCGUGGGCUUUCUGGCCGACACCUGGGGACGCGUGACGACGUUGCGCCUAGCGAUGCUCCUCAGCGCCAUCACCUCGAUCAUUUCGGCCUUCUCGGUGAACAUCUGGAUGCUGAUCGCGUUCCGUUUCCUCACGGGCUUCUUCAUCUCCGGCGGACAGGCGUGCGUGUUCAGUCUGUGCGGCGAGUUCCAUGGGAACAGAACACGAGUUCGCCAUGUCACGUUGCUCUCCUGCUUCCUGUGCUUUGCCAUCAUGUUUGCACCAGCAAUGGCCAUCGGCAUCCUGCCCCUGGAGCUGAGUGGCUCGAUGCUGGGCGUGAACGUCGCCUCGUGGCGCUUGUUCCUCAUCGCUGACGUCUCCAUAGCGCUGCUGGCCCUGCUUGGUCUGCUGACGGUGCCCGAGACGCCCAAGUACCUGUUGGUUCACGGACGCACCGAUAAGGCCCUGGAAACGUUGCGCAAGAUGUACGUCUACAAUUCGGGCCGGCCGGCCAGCGAAUAUCCCGUGGAGUGUCUGGCUCCGCAGCUCGGCGGCGCCAGUCUGUCCAAUGUGCACGGCGUCUGUGACGCACUGCGUCUCAUUUGGCAGCAGACGGUGCCGCUGUUCCAUCGCUCACGCGUCUUGCACACGCUCAACAUCUGCGGCAUGCAGUUCGUCAUCUAUGGCAUCGCCCAGGGCAUCUUCAUGUGGUUCCCCACCAUACUGAACGAACUGGGCGAGGAGAGCUCCUACGGCGCACUACUCUGCACCGUCCUGCUGAACUUCAACACCGAACCGAAUCCCUCAGAGGAUGGCACCUGCGCGAUGAAGGCCGACGUCAAUACCUACCUGGUGAUGAUCACCAUCGGCGCCGCCUUCACGGUCAUCUAUUUAAUCUUCGCCUACACCAUCGAUAUGAUUGGCAAGCGGAACCUAUUGAUGGCCUGGAUGGUGUUGACCGUCGUAUGCCUGGCUCUGCUCCACUGGCUGCGGGAAUUCAUCCUGGUCGUGAUUGCGCUGACCCUGGCCAUGGCCAUUGGCAACUGCGGCGGAUUGGUCAGCACCAUCGCCAUGGACUUCUAUCCGACGCAGAUCAAUGCGAUGGGCAUGUGCUUCAUCAUGAUGGUGGGCCGACUCGGCGCUGUGGUGGGCAGCAAUGUGCUGGGCAAUUUGCUGUUUAGCAGCUGCGACGCCACCUUCUGGACUCUGCUCGGCUUCGUGGUCGUGCUUACCGUGAUGGCAUACUUUCUACCGGAGCAGACCAAGCCCAAGGCCAAACGGCAAUCCUCCACUGCCAACGGCCAGGAAAUUAGCUCUAAGUAACUGUAGCCCCUGCCAUCUAGCUCUAUGUGGUUGUACGUAAGCAAAUAGAAGAAGAAGAAACAAACGAAACGACAAAAAA
Drosophila navojoa is the source of this 1733-nucleotide messenger RNA. RefSeq lists its product as uncharacterized. NCBI's taxonomy places the organism in Eukaryota, Metazoa, Arthropoda, Insecta, Diptera, Drosophilidae. The record is from RefSeq and is a predicted model, not a curated record. Gene Ontology annotation, biological process: transmembrane transport. Gene Ontology annotation, cellular component: membrane. Gene Ontology annotation, molecular function: transmembrane transporter activity.